UAUCAUGUUUUAUAGAUACUUACCAUGUUAAUAUCAUGUUUUAUUGAUAUUUACCAUGUUAAUAUCAUGUUUUAUAGAUACUCACCAUGUUAAUAUCAUGUUUUAUAGAUACUUAUGUUAAUAUCACGUUUUAUAGAUAUUUACCAUGUUGAUAUCAUGUUUUAUUGAUACUUAUGUUAAUAUCGUGGUAUCUUUUGAAGCUUUGGAGUGCCAUGUAAAUACUAUUGUAUAUGAAUAUAGUAAUCACUCAGUUCCAUUGAAAAACUUUAUGUAUUUGCAAGGGACGUCUCUUUAAUAAUUUUCUCAAACAGGUACACUGAAAAAAGGAGCGAUUUCUUCCUGGAGUGACCCUUAAAAUGAGUUUUAUUGGUAAGAAGUGUUCAGAUCUGGGCGAGUAUGAUCCUCUGACGCAGGCGGACAGUGAAGAUGAAACCGAAGAUGAUGAUCUGGUUCUCAAUUAUCCUCAUAAUGGUCUGAGUCCGGCGGUCCCGGAGCUGAGGGGACGUGUGAGGGAUGAGGAGGAGUUUGAUGAAGCUGACGACGAGUUGAGAGUUCAGAGAGAGGGGGCGGGGCAUGAGACAGGGGGGGCAGGGUUAGGGCGUGGUCAGGCCGGAGACUCUGAGGAGAAGGUGAUGCGUGUGCGAGGGGUGGUGCGGAAUGCUGUGUUUCUCCUGCCGUUGACCUGUGCUGCCGUGUUGGUGCUGCUGUGUGCGUUUCUCAUUCCCUGCCCACAGGGGAUGUUACACAACUCACUGCAGUGGGAGGCAGAGCUCGGAGACGUGGGCGGUGUGACAUCACCUCCUGUUGCAUUGUGGGAUGUUGACGGAGAUGGACUGGACGACGUUUUGAUUGGUGUUAUGAACAUCGCCAACAACAGUCAGCCAAUGAGCUCUCAGAGUAAAGAGUACAGUGUGUUGGCAGUGAGUGGCAUCAGUGGGCAUGUGUUGUGGAGGCGGAUGCUCAGAGAGCCACUCAUCUCACUGCAGUGUGGACUACAGACAGGAAGUGCUGAUCCUCACAACAGGAAACAGUCACUGGAGACGUCUGCUUGUAUUCUGAUCAGCUCCAGUCACAUCAUCAGCAUCAACGCCUCCACAGGCAGGACGUCCUGGACUGCAGCUGUCAGUGACGUGAAGUCUCACGCUGUUCUGCUGCCGGAUCUGCAGGGAGAUGCAUUUCCAGAACUACUGAUCGCAACACUACCAGCUGACCAGGUGUCUGAUCUUGCACUCAUCUUGAUCUCAGGGAGGUCAGGAGCACUGAUUGGCCAGCCGGUGAACUUUAACCUCACUGCACAGGGGAAGCUGAUUGGUCCGCUGCUGCAUGAGACGGCGACAGGAGCUUACUACAUCCUGUUUGGACUCGGCACUGUAGAGGGUGUGUCUCUCAGUUAUAUUUACAGUCAGGCCACUGGCAGGACAGCCGCGUCUAGAGUCCGACUGAAGGACCCCGACUGGGAACGACUUAGAAAGAUCAAUACAUCACUCAUACACAUCAGCAGUGGCUCUGAGCAGGUGGAGUUCUUGUUCCCUCUGGUGGCUGGUUUGUGUCAUAAUCACAAUAAUCUAGACAGCAUGUCGGUUCUGAACACGAGUCACAGUGAUUGGAUCCUGGUUUGUGGAGUGAACAACACACUGUCUGUUCUGAAACAGAGUGACACACAUGCUGCAUGGACUCUCAGUCUCACCUCUAUGCACAGUCGUCCAGUGUCGGGUCACUUUAAUGAUGACGGUGUUCCUGAUCUGCUCAUUCAUCAGUCAGCCAAUGGCAUCAGGAAGGUACAGAUCAUUGAUGGAGCGCUGGGGCGGAGCUUAUGGGAAGCGGAGUUUGUUUGUCCUCGUCUGGCGGUGGAAGACUCGUCCGUUCUAACCACGUCCGGCCAAUCGGUGUUCCUGUUCUGGGCAGGAGAUCCCCUCACACAAUUGCAGAACGUUACCAAGGUGGCUGCAGCCGAACCGGUUCUGCGCAAACUCUUCCUGCUGCAUCCGUACUAUCCCAUAAUACUCUUGCAGCUGAGCAGCACCACAGACACCAUUCUCACGGCAACAGUGAGUUAUCAGCCCCUGCAGAAAGACGCGUCGUACAUCAGCGUGUCGUCUCGGCCCACGUCCGGUCUGGGACUCGGAGAUCAACUGCUCAAGAGUUUCAGUAUGAAAGCAGCGAUUGCGGUCAGUCAGAUCGUCCCACUGGGAGACGCGAGCAGAGACGCCGGCACUUUCCACAUCAACAAGUUUUUCAGACGCAUGACCUUCAAACAGUGAGUUUAUCCUGCACAUGAAUAUGAUUCUCUCCGUGUGCUGACACGUCCUCAUUCCCUCCGCUGGAAUUCUCCUGGAUUUUCUGUUCCUGAAAGUUGCAUGUGUGAAUUCUUUUAUUUGUUUCUGUUCAUCUUCUGGUUCAUCUUUACACAAAUAGGCCAGUAAGACUUGAAUAUAAUCUUAAUGAUUAAAUAUGUGUAUAUACUUGAUCUAUUUAAACAUAAAACUUGAUCUUAGAAGUCUGAGAAAAAGGAAAACAACAUUAAAGUUGCAUCAUACUGUUACAGUUCACUAAACAUGUUUAUAAUUCCUGGUUUUGUGUUUUUCAGCUUUUGUUGUAGAUAUUUUUCACACUGUACAGUAUUUAUAGAAGUGAAUGGACACAUUGUGUGUUUAAUGUCAAUGACUGAAGUACUGAUGUAAAUACUGAAGAAAUAAUGAUGUAACUAAACAUUUCAUUCCACUUUGAAAUAUGUCUAAUAUUUGUGUGCUAAAGAGAUGAAAAUAAUAAAUGAAAUCUCUGUUAUA
Molecule: messenger RNA, 2786 nt
Organism: Myxocyprinus asiaticus (Chinese sucker)
Lineage: Eukaryota; Metazoa; Chordata; Actinopteri; Cypriniformes; Catostomidae
Product: protein FAM234B-like
Exons: 13
Coding region: 357-2261 (634 amino acids)
Source: RefSeq, a predicted model, not a curated record